AUGGCAGUCGCGGCGCUGGACGCUGCUGCCGCCCUGGCGCCGCUGGUUCGAGCGGCAGCCGAAGGCGCGGCAACGGGGGGCGCUGCGAGGCACGGCAUCGCGGCCGCCGUGGCCGCCGCGGCGCGCGUCGGUGCUGAGCUGAUCGGGGGCUGGGCUGCAGAUGGAGCUGGCGAUGAGGAGGACGCCGAGCUCGCCCUGCGGCUUCGGGCCAUCAGGCCAGCCCUGGCGCGCCUGAUCCACGGCGAGAGGACUUCGGGCGCCGAGCGGGCGACUCCGAACCUCGGGGCCCACGCAUUCCUCGGUGAAGGCGCCGAGGUCCUCGAGGCCGCGCUCGAGCGGCCGCAGGCCAGCCAGCGCCGUGGGCGGUCUGGCGCCCUCGCCCCAACGGAUCUGGGGGCACUCAGCCGUCCUCCCCCUGAGGCGGGAUGGCGACCCAGCCUGGAGGCGAGGCGCCGUAGCAUGGCGCCGCCCACAGACGAGUGCGGCUACAACGGCGAUGCGAAGAAAGACGAUGACGGGCACCAGCAGCACGUGGACGAGCAGCAGCACGUGCAGCUGCACAACCAGUACGAGAUCAAGUACGGCGUCGGCGACGACGAGCUCGAGGGCUACGACAGCGAUCGCGGGCCCGAUGAGGUCAGGUUCGAGUCCAAGCCCGAGCUCGGCGAGUGCGCUGGCGACGGAGCGCAGGACGAUGAUUCCAGGCACGUCGACGACGACACCCUCGGCGACGCCUGCACGGGCGAGGACGGUCUCGGCUCGGGCGAGCACGACGAGCCGAGCGAUGUGCAGGACGAGGGCGAGUACGAGGAGUGCACGGACGGGAACCUGGGCGCUGGCGCGGUUCCUCCACCCCUGGCCUCUGGCACGCAGUGGUGGCAGUGGAGGCUCGAGGAGCUGGGGCGGAAUGGCGGCCCGAAGGCACCCAGCGCCUGCCCGCCGACCACGGCGGUGAAGGGGGUGGAGUGCGAGAGGGACUCGGCCGAUGAUGAUGAUGAGGCUGCAGAUGAUGAGCCUCUUGGCAGCGACCCGUCGGAGUACGCUGUCAAGCACGACGGGCGCACGCAGCCAGGUGUUGCACAGCAGGACCUCCAGGAGAAGGUCGGGAUCGGCUCCGCGGGCCCCACGAGGGAGGUGCACUUCGAGGAGGAGUGCACGUGGGCGGACUCCCAGCGGGUCCAGGAGCAGGAGUCGGAGGCCCAGGACAAAACUACAUCGGAGCCCGCUCUCGCCGAGACGCCGGUGCGCGUGGACACCCAGGCGGUCUCCGAGCAGCAGUCCGACGUCAACCAGCAGCGCGACUCCGAGCAGCCCGAGGAGCAGCAGCAGUUCCCUUCGGAGCGGGCGGAGCUCGUGGCGCUGCGGGCCAGAUACAACGGGCUGAUGGCUGGGGUUCGCGCCGCCUUGGGCGCCAAGCUGCGCGCAGCCUGUGAGGCGCGCGGCAGGCGCUGA
Messenger RNA from Prorocentrum cordatum, 1452 nucleotides. The record is from the annotation of a GenBank genome assembly. NCBI's taxonomy places the organism in Eukaryota, Dinophyceae, Prorocentrales, Prorocentraceae.